Messenger RNA from Perca flavescens (yellow perch), 4351 nucleotides. It is a transcript of the gene adamts6, whose product is annotated as ADAM metallopeptidase with thrombospondin type 1 motif, 6. Gene Ontology annotation, biological process: proteolysis; extracellular matrix organization. The transcript has 25 exons. Bases 504 to 3902 code for a protein of 1132 amino acids. Gene Ontology annotation, cellular component: extracellular matrix. Lineage: Eukaryota; Metazoa; Chordata; Actinopteri; Perciformes; Percidae. The record is from RefSeq and is a predicted model, not a curated record. Gene Ontology annotation, molecular function: metalloendopeptidase activity.
CUGUUCUGAGAUACGGUUUGAAAGGGGAGACUCUCACUGCAGUUGUAGAGGAUGGCAGAACCCAAAAGGAGAUGAAGAGAGGAGAGGAACAGAGGGUUGUGUGCGGAACUUCAGAGCUGCAGAAGCCUUUUGUCCUGAGCUCUCCCUGCACAGUUGGACCGGAGCUGACAAUGAAGAUGAGCAUGGAAUGCAGAUGGAUCGGUCAAGACAAGUUUCCGAUAUAAAGCAUCCUGUUUGGAGUUACACCUGAGUGGGACUGUGUCUGAUGGAUUACGGUGUUUUCUGCAAGCUGCUCACAUGAAUUCAGAGGUCGGUGAGAUGUGGACGCAUUCGCCUUCAGGAGAAAUCUGAGACCUGGAUGAGCCUUCGAGCACGACGAGAACAUUCAAGUGAAGGAGACAAACCAUGGACUUGUUAUGGUGUGGCAUCGGACCGAUCGCGUGCUUCUAACCCGUUUGUAGCACCCUCUACCCUGCACCCCAUGUCACACCUUUCCCUGAAUUAUGGAACUUUUGUGGAAGACGCUGACUUGGACACUGAGCCUGGUGGUGAUGGCUGCUUCUGAAUUCCAAAGCAUCAACAGACUUUCACACAACUCUCAAGAGGAGUUCCUGUCCUACCUUCAGCACUACCAGCUGACUGUCCCGGUACGGGUGGAUGAGAGCGGAGAGUUCCUGAGCUACACUGUGAAGCACCACCGGCCGGGCCGCCGGCGACGGGGCGCGGCGGACCCCUUGAUGGGACAGCUGCCUGCGUUACACCCGGACCCCCCAGAGUCGCGGCUGUUCUACAGAUUGUCAGCCUACGGAAAGCACUUUCACUUAAACCUGACGCUCAGCCCCCACCUGGUGUCAAAACAGUUUACAGUGGAGUACUGGGGCAAAGAAGGAAUGGAGUGGCGUCAUAACGUGGUAGAUAACUGUCACUAUGUCGGAUUCUUGCAAAAUCAGCACAGCACGACCAGAGUGGCACUCAGCAACUGCAAGGGCCUGCAUGGUGUUAUAACAACAGAUGAGGAACAGUAUUUGAUAGAGCCAUUAAAGAACAUAUCCUCCACCACCUCCGGUGAAUGGAACCUGGAAGAAGCACAGCAACAUGUUAUUUAUAAAAUGUCUGCCAUUCCCUCACCACAAGAACAUAGCCAGGAGUUCAGCUGUGGCAUUUCAGACCUCAUUAAAAGCAGCGCACCUUGCCCGUUGAGCACCCCUUCCCCUGUCCACUUGUCCCCCGGACCCCGAAACGACAGCGAGCACUCAAGCGGCGCACGCAGACAGAGGCGCUCGGUCAGCACCGAGCGCUUUGUGGAAACGCUUGUGGUUGCUGAUAAAAUGAUGGUCGGUUACCACGGACGCAAAGACAUUGAGCACUACAUCUUGUCUGUAAUGAAUAUUGUUGCCAAACUUUACCGUGAUGCCAGUCUAGGAAAUGUUGUGAACAUUAUUGUGACCCGGUUGAUUGUGCUGACUGAAGAUCAGCCUAACCUGGAGAUCAACCACCAUGCUGACAAGUCUCUGGACAGUUUCUGUAAGUGGCAAAAAUCCAUUCUGUCUCAUCACAGCGACGGCAACAGCAUUCCUGAAAACGGGAUGGCUCACCAUGACAACGCUGUCCUAAUCACCCGGUAUGACAUCUGCACCUACAAGAACAAACCCUGUGGUACCUUAGGCUUGGCCUCAGUGGCUGGAAUGUGCGAGCCGGAGAGGAGUUGCAGCAUCAAUGAAGACAUCGGCCUUGGUUCUGCUUUCACCAUCGCGCACGAGAUCGGCCACAAUUUUGGGAUGAACCACGAUGGGAUCGGGAAUUCCUGCGGUACCAAAGGCCACGAGACAGCCAAGCUGAUGGCUGCUCAUAUAACAGCCAACACCAACCCUUUCUCCUGGUCCGCCUGCAGCAAAGACUACAUCACCAGCUUUCUUGACUCAGGUCGGGGGACGUGUCUGGACAAUGAACCUCUGAAACGAGACUUCCUGUACCCAACAGUGGCCCCGGGGCAGGUGUACGAUGCAGACGAGCAGUGUCGCUUCCAGUAUGGAACCUCCUCACGCCAAUGCAAGUAUGGGGAAGUGUGUAGAGAGCUCUGGUGCCUUAGCAAAAGCAACCGCUGUGUAACCAACAGUAUCCCUGCUGCCGAGGGGACCCUGUGCCAGACUGGCAGCAUUGAGAAAGGGUGGUGCUACCAGGGGGAGUGUGUUGCGUUCGGUACCUGGCCUCAGAGUGUGGACGGAGGCUGGGGGCCCUGGUCCACGUGGGGGGAGUGCAGCAGGACCUGUGGGGGCGGUGUAUCCUCCUCCAUGAGGCACUGUGACAGCCCAGCCCCGUCUGGAGGAGGAAAGUACUGUCUCGGAGAGAGGAAACGUUACAGAUCUUGUAACACCGAUGCCUGUCCUGCAGGAUCUCGCGAUUUCCGAGAGAAGCAGUGCGGCGACUUUGACAACAUGCCUUUCCGUGGGAAGUACUACAACUGGAAGCCUUACACUGGGGGUGGUGUUAAGCCCUGUGCGCUGAACUGCUUGGCAGAGGGCUAUAACUUCUACACGGAGCGUUCUCCUGCAGUCAUAGAUGGCACCCGAUGUCAGGCGGACUCUCUGGACAUUUGCAUCAAUGGAGAGUGUAAGCAUGUGGGCUGCGACAACAUCCUGAGCUCUGACGCUAAAGAAGAUCGAUGCCGUGUGUGUGGAGGUGAUGGCAGCACCUGCGAGGCAACCGAGGGACUCUUCAACGAGUCUCUACCCAGAGGAGGCUACAUGGAGGUGGUUCAGAUCCCAAAAGGAUCCGUUCACGUCGAGAUCAAAGAAGUUGCCAUGUCGAAGAAUUACAUCGCUCUGAAAUCUGAAGUGGAUGAUUAUUACAUCAACGGAGCGUGGACCAUCGACUGGCCCAGGAAGUUUGACAUCGCAGGGACGGCCUUCCACUACAAGAGACCCACUGAUGAACCGGAGUCUUUAGAGGCGCUGGGUGCUACCACUGAAAACCUGAUUGUCAUGGUCCUCCUUCAGGAGCAGAACCUGGGAAUACGCUAUAAAUUCAACGUGCCCAUCCAGCGCACAGGAAGUGGUGACAACGAGGUGGGCUUCUCCUGGCACCACCUGCCCUGGUCUGAAUGCUCGGCUACCUGCGCUGGCGGUUCCCAGAAGCAGGAGGUGGUAUGUAAAAGGCUGGAUGACAACUCGGUGGUCCAGAACAACUACUGUGACACAGACAGCAGACCUCCAGAGAACCAGAGAGACUGCAACACUGAGCCGUGUCCUCCAGAGUGGUUUAUCGGCGACUGGACAGAGUGUGGGAAGACGUGCGAUGGCGGGAUGAGGACGAGGACGGUCCUGUGCAUCAGGAAGAUCGGCCCUGCUGAGGAGGAGACACUGGAGGACACCCACUGUCUGACUCACCGGCCCAUCGAACGAGAGGCAUGCAACAACCAGUCCUGCCCGCCAAAGUGGGUCCCUCUGGAUUGGUCAGAGUGCACGCCUAAAUGUGGCCCCGGCUUCAAGCACCGCAUCGCCUUGUGCAAGAGCAGCGACCUGACAAAAACCUUCCCGCCCGCCCACUGCCCGAGCCACAACAAACCUCCGGUCCGAAUCCGCUGCAGUUUAGGACGCUGUCCUCCUCCUCGCUGGAUCCCUGGUGAAUGGGGACAGUGUUCGGCGCAUUGCGGCCUGGGGCAGCAGAUGAGGACUGUGCAGUGUCUGUCUUACACCGGGCAGCCGUCUAACGAGUGCGCAGACUCCCUCCGGCCCACCACCAUGCAGCAGUGUGAGAGCAAGUGUGACGCCACCCCCAUCUCCAAUGGCGAUGAGUGCAAAGAUGUAAACAAAGUGGCCUACUGCCCGCUGGUACUGAAGUUCAAGUUCUGCAGCCGUGCGUACUUCAGACAGAUGUGCUGCAAGACCUGCCAGGGGCACUGACCCUUGGAGCACGAAAGCGAGACGUAGCGAGAGGAAAAGGCAAGACAGAUGGAGGGAGGCUGAUACGGCACUGACAGGGAGAGAAAAAGAAAACAAGGCUGACUGAAAAAAAACAACCUCUGGACCCGUGGAAGGCAGACGAAGAGAGAUCAGCGCGAGAGAACGAGACGGAAGGAUUUCCCCCGUUUAUCACACCGGGUCCUCUGGCCCUCCAUCGCGGUGGAAUCCAAACCACUGCUCAGCCCGUAACGCUGACACAAACUUUUAAAAUUUCACUUCUGUGAAGUGGAACUUGGCAGAUUAUUCGUUGGAGAUGUUAUUUUUAUUAUAAUAAUAAUUAUUGAUAUCAUUGUUAGUCUUCUUUUUGUUUUAUGAAUCCAAAGUGCUGGACACAUCGCUCGCAGAGGAUGUUACCCACCCCCGGAGACGGACAGACGGAGGGGAGGACU